AUGCCCGCACAAUCGCCGGGCAUGGCACGACUAGAGCCCUGGGAUCCCACGACGCCGCUCGUCCUGCGUGAGCCUAUGGACCCUCCCACAACACCCUCACGAUUCGGUAUCGGCGGCGACCCCAUCGAAUUGUACCAGAACUUGCACGCGUGCCUACGCGUGGGCCGCAUGGACAGAGCAACGGCCAUCAUCCAGCGCCUCACGGCCAUGUACAGCCCGACGGCGAGUGAGGUGGUCGAGGCGCACAACGCUUACCUGCAGACAAUGUUUGAGCUGGCCCAGCAGAACCCCGAGGCAUAUUCAAUGGGUACCAUCGAGGAGUGGUACGAUUCACACAUGGUGCGAAAGGCCAUCGAACCCAAUGCUGGCACGUUCGUCACACUUCUGCGAGCGUCCAUGUCUUUGCUCGAGGGUAGCGAAAGGCACCGGUCGCUGCGCAAAUAUCUCGCCAUGGCCGAAGCAAGUUGCGGCUCGGACGUUAUGGACGCCAUCAACUACUCGGAAGACUUUGACGACCACGAAUGGGAUGCGCUUAUCCGUGCCCAACCAGAACGCUUCCAGGAACCACCUGCGCUGGAGCAGCCUGCCGAUGUUGCGCAUCAGUACGAUAUGAGUACGCCACUUGGAGCCCAGGCGCUUAUCGACCAUGGCAUCCUUCCCAAUCCUGCACACAGCGUGAAGGAAGUCGCGCAGAAGGGCCAAGGUCUCAACGCACUCAAAAACGCACUCGCCGUAUUCGACCAAAGCUCGCGGGUUCCCUACCCACACGAGAUGGAGGGCUCACAGGGAGAGAAAGAACGUGCUUUUGCCUACAUGCGCCAGCUGCAAAUCGAGCGUGACGCGACCGAGGCUGCGAUCAACCGGUGGAAGAUCGAAGACGAAAAACUCCAAGAGCUCGGUAUUCACGGUGUGCUCAAGACCAAACCGAUACAAGCUCUGAUGUGGCAAUGGUAUUCUGCUCUUCUCCCACGCAUUAAGAAGGAGUACGCACGUGUUCACGAAGUACUUUCUGCACCAUCUUCAAAGAGUCAAAGCGACGAGAGGCUUGUUUACGGGCCAUUCCUCGAGAUGUGCAAGCCCGAAAAGAUGGCAGCACUCACAGUUUCGCGCAUAAUCCAGAGCGUUGCGAUUGGUCGGGGCGAUAGUGUGAACGAGCUGAAAAUCUCCCAACUUUCUCAUAGCCUAGCAGAGGACAUUCGGAACGAGGCGAACGCGGAUGCAAGAGACAAAUUGCUCUCUCAGCGGAAGAAACAGCGCAAACAAGCACGUCGAGCAAUGCUAGAUUCUCUGUCGUUACAACCGCAAGGCGCCAAACCAGAAGAACACACGACCAAACUCGCUGAAUACCCUGUGGACUCUUUUUUGCAAAAGGAGAUGCCUACAGCAAUCAAGACUAGGAUCGGUGCCUUGUUGAUUGAGCUUUUUCUGCAAGCAGCCAUGGUCACCGUGACAGCUGAAGAUCCUAAUUCCGGCAAAACUUUGACCAGCACGCAACCUGCGUUCAACCACCAUGUUGGCUAUGCCAACGGCAAGAGAACGGGAUGGCUCGUGCCCCAUCAGGGAAUCAUCAAGAAACUGAUGAAUGAGCCUACGCAUUCCAUUAACAGUGUCCAGCUUCCGAUGGUUUUCGAACCCAAGCCUUGGACUGCUUUUGAUGAAGGCGGCUACUACACGGGUUCACAGGGCGUGGUUCGUUUGAAGAACCAUGACCUCUCACAACGCGCAUACGCUCAAUCGGCUAUAGAAAAUGGCGACAUGGAAAAGAUGCUUACGGGCCUCGAUGUCCUUUCGAAGGUGCCGUGGCAGAUCAAUAAGGAUGUGUUCGAAGUUAUGGUUCAAGCAUGGAAUAACGGAGAAGGUAUCGGGGCGAUGGUUGCGGAAAAUAACGGCCUAGUACGACCCGAGGAACCUCCGGCAAACGCAUCCAGAGCCGAAAAACUCGCAUGGAACAGGGCAAUCCACCAGUACGAAAACGCCCGAUCAGGUUUCCACUCACAACGCUGUUUUCAAAAUUUUCAGCUAGAGACUGCACGUGCCUACGUUAGGGAGAAGAAAUUAUACUUCCCUCACAGCGUAGAUUUCCGCGGUAGAGCUUAUCCUAUCCCCCCUAUAUUGAACCACAUGGGAUCCGACUUUGCAAGAUGUCUCCUCAGAUUCGCGAAUGGCAAGGAAUUGGGCUUUGUGGGUCUGCAGUGGCUCAAGGUCCAUCUGGCGAACCUCUACGGGUUUGAUAAAGCCAGCUUGCACGACCGGGAACAGUUCGCUAUGGACAAUCUCCAUGAAAUAUACGACUCUGCAACAAAUCCCCUUACCGGGAGAAGAUGGUGGACUAAGGCAGAAGAUCCCUGGCAAUGCCUUGCGUGUUGCAUGGAGCUGAAAAACGCAUUAGAAUCGCCAGAUCCAACCCGUUUCGUGUCGCAUCUUGCCGUUCACCAGGAUGGGACCUGUAACGGACUUCAGCAUUAUGCUGCACUGGGUGGCGAUGCUGCAGGUGCCAGCCAAGUCAAUCUCGAACCAUCCGACCGACCGCAGGAUAUUUACACUGGUGUUGCCGACCUUGUCCGGAGUAUGGUUGCCGACGAUGCUGCAAAGGGCCAUGAAUUGGCAAUCUUGCUGAAGGACAAGAUCUCUCGGAAGGUCGUCAAGCGAACUGUCAUGACUAACGUGUAUGGCGUCACAUUCAUUGGCGCUAAAAACCAAGUCGAGGACGAGCUCAGAGAAAUAUUCCAAAAAGAAAGCGAGACCACAGAAGUUUGGAAAGCAGCAUCAUACGUCGCGGGCAAGAUAUUCCAAGCCCUGGGCAAGAUCUUCAAUGGAGCCCAAGAAAUCCAAUACUGGCUUGGCGAAUGCGGCGAACGUAUCUCAACGUCCGUGUCUGCGGAGCAAGUCAAGAGGCUUCGACAACACCUUGAGGGAAGCCAGCCAGCCUAUGACGCCAAGUACAAGAACCCCAAGCGUGUGAGCAAAACCCUGGAAAAGAAGCUUGUUAAAGAUAUGGAAGCAUUUAAGACACCCAUCAUUUGGACAACGCCUCUCAAAAUGCCGGUAGUGCAGCCAUACCGCAAGCCGGGAACUCAUGUGAUCAAGACGAAAUUGCAGGAUAUCGUCAUUCACCGACACCAGGGUCACGCGGCUGUCGACAAACGUAAACAACUUCAAGCCUUUCCGCCCAACUUUAUCCAUUCUCUCGACGCUACUCACAUGAUAUUGUCGGCGUUGAAAUGCAAUGAGAUGGGUCUCGAUUUCGCCGCCGUCCACGACAGUUUCUGGACCCAUGCCGCUGAUGUCCCCAACCUGAAUGUUAUCCUGCGCGAUGCCUUCGUGCGCAUGCAUUCUGAAGAUAUCAUGGGUCGGCUCGCCGCUGAAUUCCAGGCGCGCUACGCGGGAUCAAUGCACAAGGCACAUCUUAAGUCUUCCUCUAGUGUCGCAAAGAAGAUUAUGGCCUGGAGAGCGAUGCCGCGUAGCGGCCUCGAAGAUGGACGUUCACACCGUACUGAAAGAAAGGACGCCUCUUUUACUGAACUCGUCCUCGAGGCUCAGCGGCAGGAACUGCUGAACAGCGAAGACCCAAAGGAUAAGGAACGGGGCCUGAAGAUGGUCACACCAACGAGCAUAUGGCUAGCAAACCAAGAUCCUAGCGCCAUUGCAUCGUAUCGCCUUGCUCUCUUGGGCGACAGCAAGGAUACAGCUGGUCGCAAGUUCGACGAAGUCAAAGAGAAGCUGCUAACCGCUGAGGCUGAUCACGUCACGGAGGAGCUCGAGGCUGCUGGUACCCCACCGAGAGAUAUCUCAGAAGUAGAUCUUGCCGCCGCGGAAGAGGAGAUGGAGGAACAACUCGAAAACGAGGACACAAAGAGCACCCAGGAGAAGAGGAACGCGAUGCGCAUCCUGAAGACCCAAGGCGUCGCUGUGUGGCUUCCGCUGACAUUCCCACCGGUGCCAAAGAAGGGUGACUGGGAUGUCUCUAGGCUGCGUGAGUCGAAAUAUUUCUUCUCUUGA
Molecule: messenger RNA, 3999 nt
Organism: Didymosphaeria variabile
Lineage: Eukaryota; Fungi; Ascomycota; Dothideomycetes; Pleosporales; Didymosphaeriaceae
Gene: RPO41
Product: DNA-directed RNA polymerase
Exons: 2
Coding region: 1-3999 (1332 amino acids)
Biological process (GO): mitochondrial transcription
Cellular component (GO): mitochondrial DNA-directed RNA polymerase complex
Molecular function (GO): mitochondrial promoter sequence-specific DNA binding; DNA-directed RNA polymerase activity
Source: RefSeq, a predicted model, not a curated record